This is a messenger RNA of Pseudopodoces humilis (Tibetan ground-tit), 3115 nucleotides long. RefSeq names its product AT-rich interaction domain 3A (gene ARID3A). NCBI's taxonomy places the organism in Eukaryota, Metazoa, Chordata, Aves, Passeriformes, Paridae. Gene Ontology annotation, biological process: regulation of transcription by RNA polymerase II. The record is from RefSeq and is a predicted model, not a curated record. Gene Ontology annotation, cellular component: nucleus. Gene Ontology annotation, molecular function: DNA binding.
CCGACCCCGGGCGGCCGCGGCUGCUAUGCGGCUUCGCGGCGCACGGCCUGCACCGGGUUUGCGCCGACGCCUGCCGGACACCGACCCGGCUGAGGAUUAGAGACACUGGCCGUGAGCAGGGGACUCUGAGGCUGCCACCCCUGGAAAGUGCCAGGUCUGCAAGGGAAGGGGUGAUGCACCGUGCUGCAGCUGCUGCCUGCUGAGCCCGAGGAGGAGUUCUGGAGCCUGCCUGGGACACUCCCCCUGACAACAGCAGCACCCCAAUCCCAACAAGCAGCACCGAGCCUGCGACACGCCGUAGCCCUCAAGCCAAGGAGACGUCGGGCCAAGCCUGAGCGGGGUCAAGGGGCACGUUCCUCUUUCCUGACCAGGUGUCAAUUCCUGCCCUGACACCCCGACGGCACUGCCCUCACCCCUCGGCAGCCCCCUCCAGGGCUGCCCUCCCCCGGCACUGCCCAGCUUUGGCCCCCAGCCCCGCUGGAGCGCGGCAGCCUGCCGGGCGCUGCCCCCCGGGCACUGCCCCCUGGGUGCAUCGCCCCCCGCCCCCCCGGGGACCCCCCACCCGCCGGCAGAGCCAUGAAGCUGCAGGCGGUGAUGGAGAACCUGCAGCGGCAGCAGCGCGCACGGCUGCAGCAGGCGCUGGAAGCGCGGCAGCAGGAGCAGCAGCAGCCGCCACCACGCUCCACAUCCCCCCCGGCGCAGCCCUCGCAGCCCCCGGGGCAGCCCCCUGCCAGCACCCCGGCCCGGGGCCGUGGGCAGGAUCCAGCCCCGGUGCCCUCGGAGGAGGGAGCGGAGCCUGAGAGCGCGCACAUCCAGCGGGCACAGAUGGCUGCCCUGGCUGCCAUGCGGGCGGCCGCCGCUGGCCUCAGCCACUCGCCCAGCCCCGGCCUGUCGGAUGAGAGCCAGGCCUCCGAGGAGGAGGAAGAGGAGGAGCGCGGUGAGGAGGAGGAAGAUGGCAGCGGGUACCAGCAGGAGAUGGGCUCCGAGGAGGAGGAGGACCUAAAGGGCAAAUGGGAUGAAGAUGACUUUGAAGAAGACUUGGGUGAGGAGGAAGAGGAAGAAGAAGAGGAGGAGGAGGAGGAAGACUAUGAGGAAGAAGAAGACAUGGGAGAGGAAGGGCUCAGCUCAGCAGAGGCGGUGCGGGCAGGCACAGGAUCCCUGCUGCUCCGCAAGCCCCCAGCACCCCAGCACUACCGGGGGGAGCCACCACGGCUGCCAGGGGGACAGGAACGGCUGCCCCCCGGCCUGGGCCAUGCUCAGCCCCCGCCACCGGCACCUGACCAUGGUGACUGGACCUACGAGGAGCAGUUCAAGCAGCUGUACGAGCUGGAUGGUGACCCCAGGAGGAAGGAGUUCCUGGACGACCUCUUCAGCUUCAUGCAGAAGCGAGGGACCCCCGUGAACCGGAUCCCCAUCAUGGCCAAGCAGGUGCUGGACCUGUACAUGCUGUACACGCUGGUGACCGAGAAGGGGGGGCUGGUGGAGGUCAUCAACAAGAAGCUGUGGCGGGAGAUCACCAAGGGGCUGAGCCUGCCCACGUCCAUCACCAGCGCGGCCUUCACCCUGCGCACCCAGUACAUGAAGUACCUGUACCCCUACGAGUGUGAGAAGCGUGGGCUGAGCAACCCCAACGAGCUGCAGGCGGCCAUCGACAGCAACCGGCGGGAGGGCCGGCGGCAGGGCUUCGGCGGCUCCCUCUUCGCCUACUCGCCCGGCGGCACCCACGGCCUCCUCUCCUCGCCCAAGCUGCCAGUGCCGGCGCUGGGGUUGGCAUCUGCCACCAACGGCGGGGCCAUCACGCCGGGCAAGAAGAUCAAGAAAGAGGAGGACUCUCCCAUCCCCAUCUCCAUGCCCAGCCGGCUCCCGGUGUCACUGGCCGGGCACCCCGUGGUGGCCGCGCAGGCGGCGGCGGUGCAGGUGGCAGCGGCCGCCCAGGCCGCGGCGCUGGAGCAGCUGCGGGAGAAGCUGGAGUCAGGGGAGCCCCCGGAGAAGAAACUGGCGCUGGUGACGGACGAGCAGCAGCGGCUGAUGCAGCGGGCGCUGCAGCAGAACCUCCUGGCCAUGACGGCCCAGCUGCCCAUGAGCAUCCGCAUCAACAGCCAAGGCACGCGGUCGCCAGAGAACCGCCCGGACGCCGCUGCCGCCAGCAGCAACGGCACCAACAGCAUCAGCAUGUCCGUGGAGAUCAACGGCAUCGUCUACACAGGUGUGCUGUUCGCCCAGACGCCCGGCCCUUCCUCCUCCUCUUCCUCCUCCUCCUCCUCUGCCUACAGCAAAGGCAACGGCGGCAGCAGCCGGAGCAGCGGCAGCAGCGGGGUGGGGAGCGGCAGUGGUGGGAACGUGCCCCCCGCCCCGGCCGGCCUGGCCGUGCCCCCCAGCUCUACCUCCAACAGCGCCUCGCCUUAACGCCCCCGAGCCUCGGGCUCCUCACGGCACCGGCGGCCGUGGGGGGACGGGGCCGCGCCGGGGGUCACCGCGGUCUCACCCGAGGUCUUGCCAGGGUCUCUCUCUCCGGGGUCUCAACAGGAUUUCACCGGGAUCUCACCAGGGUUUCAUUGAGAUCUCGCCUGGGUCUCACUGGGGUCUCACCAAGGGUCUCGCCCGAGGUCUUGCCAGGGUUUCUCCAGGGUCUCAUCGGGGUCUCGAUGGACUCUGCCCUUGUUCUCGUGUUGUUGGAUUUUCCUUUUCCAGGCAGAAAAGCUUUAGCCCGGGGGGUUUUGCUGGAGCCGCCGGCUGUCCGGCUGCGCCGCUCCGGGACCGUUUACCUCACUCACAUCACACUUUGCACUGUACAUUUAUUAUUAUUAUUAUUAUAAUUAUUAUUAUUUUUUAACUCGUGUUACCUCCAGACAGACGCACGGACGCCUGCUGACGCGAGCUCUAGCGAAACCCCCCGGAAUUCUAAAGGAAAAAGAAGAAAAAAAAACAAAAACAAAAAUCCUAAAAAAAAAAUAAUUUGGAAAUAGGGAGAUAUUUUAUUCAUUUCCAUCCUUUUCCCUCCUUUGUUUUGGGAACUCCACUCUCUCUACAGGAUUUUAAGAGGUUGUUUUUUGAUUGUUUUGUUGUAAAUAGCUUCUAUUUUAUUCUCAAAAAAAAAAAAAAAUCAAACUUUUAA